AUGAAACCUUUCCUCGUAGUGCUAAUCAUUUUAAAGUUAUGUUACAGUGCCAAAAUCUUAGGGGUGAUCUCAUUUCCCUCCUACAGUCACCAAAUGUUCUACAGACCCCUUUGGAGGGAGUUAUCUUUAAGGGGACACCAAGUAACAAUAAUAACAACAGACCCGAUGAACGACACCAGCUUAACCAACCUGACGGAAAUAAACACCCACGUAACAUACGAGGCGUUAGCCAGGCACAACAUACUGGACGCAGCUGCGGAAGCUAGCCUCGGCGCAGCUGUCAGUUUGCUUGGAGGUUUACUCCAAGACCUCACCAAGACGCACUUUAAUGUACCGGAGGUUAGAAAACUGAUUAAUAGUGAUGCGGAAUUCGACUUGGUGAUGUUCGAGACCCAGAUUUUCGCCGCCCCCAUAGUUUACUCGUGGAGGUUCAAGUGCCCCUCCAUAGGGGUCACUUCUUUCGACGCCGCCAUGGAGUAUCACUACAACCUGGGGAAUUUGGUUCACCCCGUGGUGAAUCCCGACUUCAAUUUGUACGUGAAGAAUACCAGCCACAUGAGUUACUUCGAAAGGGUUAAAAGUACCGUGUACAGUGUACUCUUGAAUUACUAUAUGUACAACUAUUAUUACCCCAUACAGGAGGAUGUGUUGAGGGGGUUUUUCGGGAGUACAAUGCCUUCGUUAUGGGAGAUGACGAAAAAUGUCAGCAUGUUGUUUAUUGGAACGCACCCGGUUCUCCAUGAUGUCAGGCCCAUUAACCCUCAUACCAUUACGCUUAGUACCAUAUAUUUAAAACCGAAAAAACCAUUGCCAACGAGUAUCCAACAAUAUUUGGAGGAAUCCCAAAAUGGCGUGAUAUAUUUCAGCUUGGGAACCAAUGUUAAAGACAACGUUUUUAAUUCGGAGAAAAAAAAUGCCAUACUAGAAGCAUUUGCAGAAUUACCCUAUAAUGUUUUAAUGAAAGCCCACUGGGUUAAUAUUCGAAUUCCCAAAAAUGUUAGGAUGGAAAAAUGGCUGCCUCAACACGAUAUAUUAAGACAUAAAAAUGUGAAGCUGUUUAUCACACAAGGCGGUAUAAAUUCGUUGACAGAAUCUUUGUCGUCAGGUGUACCUGUAUUAAUAAUUCCAUUUUUUGGGGACCAAUUAACGAAUACACAGAAAGCCAUCAAAAUGGGGUAUGGCUUGAAAUUGGACAAAAACCUCAUUACCACCGAAAAUGUAAAGGAAAAAGUAACCACUUUGAUAAAAAAUCCAAAAUAUCGCGAACGAGCUGAUGAGUUGGGCAAAAUACUGCUGGACCAGCCAAUCUCAGAUCUGGAUAAAGCAGUUUAUUGGGUUGAAUACGUCAUACGGUAUAAGGGUGCCCACCAUUUAAGAAGUAACGCCACUGAUUUACCCUUAUAUCAAUAUUAUUUAUUGGAUGUUUUAAUGCUAUUUUUAGCCAUUACCAUAGUUUUACUUGUUUUUAUGUACAGACCUUUGAAAAUGUUAUUGAGAUAUUUAAGAAAAGUUAUUGUGAUUGCCUGCAAAAAGUUUUUCUUGUGGUAUAAUAAUAGGAAAUUUGUAACGCCAAAAGGUGUUAAAAUUGUUUAG
Messenger RNA from Brassicogethes aeneus, 1593 nucleotides. The record is from the annotation of a GenBank genome assembly. NCBI's taxonomy places the organism in Eukaryota, Metazoa, Arthropoda, Insecta, Coleoptera, Nitidulidae.